Messenger RNA from Colletotrichum fioriniae, 435 nucleotides. The record is from RefSeq and is a predicted model, not a curated record. NCBI's taxonomy places the organism in Eukaryota, Fungi, Ascomycota, Sordariomycetes, Glomerellales, Glomerellaceae.
AUGGAUGACAUUGGUGAAGUUGGUACCCCCUCAGAUGAGCAUCUUAGAUGGUCCCACACUAUUCUGUUGAAUGGACCUGACCGGACGUUUAGAAUCGGGUACAGAAACGUGGAUGGUAAAGACCGCAUCUGGGAAGGAGUAGAAAGGAAGACACGCGCCGCAGGCAGCUCAGUCGACGCGGUCCACAUCGUUGCCGUGUUAAAGAAAGAAACCGGCCCAGAGCUCCUGCUCCAGCGACAGUUCCGCCCGGCUGUGGGCAAGCUCUGCAUUGAACUUCCCGCUGGACUGCUUGAUAAAGGCGAAACCGUCGAACAGUGCGCGAUCCGCGAACUCGCAGAAGAGACAGGCUACGUCGGUACCAUCAAGUCGGAUUCGUAUGGGAACAGCCCAAAGCUUUUCGGCGUUCCUGCUCUGUCAUGGUCCAUGUUGACAUAG